AUGGCCGCGGCCAUCUGCGGUGGCGAGCCGGCGAAGUUCGAGGCCGGCCAUAUCUUGCUUGUAGAUGUCGGGGUCGUCGGGGGGAGGGCCCCGAGGGCAUGGUUCGACUGCUUCGCCAGCUUCCUCCGCACCAUCGGCUUCAUCACGGCCCGCUCGGAUCCCUCGUUGUUCGUGCUGCGCCAGGACGACCAGGUGGCCUACCUGUUGCUGCACGUCGACGACAUUGUGAUCACCGCGUCCACGCCGCCGCUCCUUCACCAGCUUCAGCAGCGCCUCCUCUCCGAGUUCUCCAUGAAAGACCUUGGGCCCCUCCACUGCUUCCUCGGGAUCAGCGUCGUCCGCAACGCACACGGCUUCUUCCUCUCCCAAAGCAAGUACGCCGAAGAGUUGCUGGACCGCGCAGACAUGUCGAACUGCAAGCCGGUGAGCACGCCGGUCGACACGCGCCACAAGCUCAGUCGGGACGCGGGAGCACCGGUCUCUGAUCCAUCCGAGUACCGGAGCCUGGUGGGUGCCCUGCAAUACCUCACCAUGACGCGGCCCGACCUCGCCUACGCCGUGCAACAGGCAUGUCUCCACAUGCAUGACCCGCGCGAUCAGCACCUCGCUCUGGUCAAGCGGAUUCUGCGGUAUGUCCGCGGCUCCUCUUCGCACGGCCUUCAUCUGCACCGGCCGGCCUCCCUCGACCUCGUUGCAUACUCCGACGCCGACUAG
Molecule: messenger RNA, 714 nt
Organism: Aegilops tauschii subsp. strangulata
Lineage: Eukaryota; Viridiplantae; Streptophyta; Magnoliopsida; Poales; Poaceae
Source: RefSeq, a predicted model, not a curated record